UAGGAAACGACAUUCGCAGUUUGAAGUGGGUAAUCCUAAACAUGGGUUAAAUCAUUCGUUCAAGGAUGACAACAGAUGCAAGAAACGACCAAGUGUUGCGCUGCCCGAGUUGUAGUCGAUGUCAGGAGCCCAUGGGGCGGUGCGUGAGCUGUAACCGGUUCCUUCCCACAACAGCCUCCCCCAGAGAGCCGAAAGCCUGUAUGACAUGCACUCUUUGUGAUUGUGCCGAGGUGGGCUGUUUCGGUCGAAAGAAACAUGAAAGGCGGCAUCUCAUCAGGUCUCACGGUGAGAUGGUGGCGGCCAUGUCUAACGUCUCCCACGUCAACGCCACGUUACUGGAUCGCGUCAGCAGCGCUGAGGAGAAGGCACGGGAACUGGAGAAUAAGUUUGCUCACAUGGAGAUGGAAGUGGCUAGGAAAGAAGGUUUGUGUCGAUCCACGGAAGCCACUGUUGAAAGUUGCCGGAAGGAAAACGCUAAAUUGCGUGAGGAGCUCUACAUGUUACGUCAGCAGAAGGAUGACGUCACGGAGGAGAACAAUCGAAUGAAGCAUUCCAUUCAGGAACUGAAAGAGUUGUCCUUCAACGCCCAGGCUGAGCUCAGCAAUGUCAGGGCCGCUUUGGGGAAGACAAGCAAUUGCUUGGAAACGACAAGUAGGAACAGAGAUGUUCUGUCGUCAGAGAAACAAAGUCUAGUGUCCCAAAUCAGCCGAAUCCAACACGAGCUGGAGGUGGCGCUGAAGAAAAAACACGAAUUGUCAGACAUUGUUGAUAAUCACGCGGAUGAACGUGAGAAGUUGGAGGCGGAGCUGAAAAAGCUGCGAACAAGCUUGGCGGAAGUGAUCGAUGAGAAGGACAGGAACGAAAAAGAGGCUCGAUGUAACACUAACUUCCUUCAGCGAGAACUCUGCAAACUGGCCGAAAGGUUCAAGAGACGUCAAAGGUUGAUUGAGAGGCUUACAGCGGACAAGGAAAACCUGAUGGACUCCCUUCGUCAGAGGACCUCAAUGUUCGAUACAAUGCACACCAGCUGUCACCGACAUGUUGGUUCACAGUGCGGGGUGCCAGAAACAUGUGGACAAAUCAAAGUUUCAACUUGCGACGAAAAUCUGAACACAAAGAUCUUGGAUCUCCAGUUACAACUUGACCGUAAGGAGGGGCUUAUCAGAGCACUUGAGGACAGAGUCCUCCAACACGAACCGGACUUCUCCAUCAACACGGACGAGGAAACGUUUUUGUAUAGGGACGAUCUCAGGGGAGACCAUUCCCCGACCACAUCACGGCCUGCUAAGGUCCCCAGCACCUCCACGCCACUCCGCAACUUUCACCUCCAGGCCCCCGAUAAAGCCAGUUUGAAAGACUCAUUUGUCGAUUCCGGUAUGGAUUCCGUGAAAAUGAAACUAGAGGACAUCUCAACUAGUCCUGUAAUGAGCUUACCUACAAAGAACACCCGAGGAAAGUCUUAAAAGAAUAUAGUUACACACAAAAAAACGCUAGGAUUCAAGAAUUGA
Messenger RNA from Liolophura sinensis, 1508 nucleotides. RefSeq names its product centromere protein F-like. The coding region runs from base 66 to 1463 and encodes 465 amino acids. Lineage: Eukaryota; Metazoa; Mollusca; Polyplacophora; Chitonida; Chitonidae. The record is from RefSeq and is a predicted model, not a curated record. The transcript is spliced from 11 exons.